AUGAACUCCACCCACCACCGUGGGACGCACACUUCUCUCCACUUCUGGAACCGCAGCAGCUACGGACUGCACAGCAAUGCCAGCGAGCCCCUGGGGAAGGGCUACUCUGAUGGAGGGUGCUACGAGCAACUUUUCGUGUCUCCCGAGGUGUUCGUGACUCUGGGUGUCGUAAGCUUGCUGGAGAAUAUUCUGGUGAUUGUAGCCAUAGCCAAGAACAAGAACCUGCAUUCGCCCAUGUACUUCUUCAUCUGCAGCCUGGCAGUGGCCGAUAUGCUGGUGAGCAUUUCCAAUGGUUCGGAAACCAUUGUCAUCACCCUAUUAAACAGCACGGACACGGACGCACAGAGUUUCACGGUGAACAUCGAUAAUGUCAUUGACUCGGUGAUCUGUAGCUCCUUGCUUGCCUCCAUUUGCAGCCUGCUCUCCAUUGCAGUGGACAGGUAUUUUACUAUCUUUUAUGCCCUCCAGUACCAUAACAUCAUGACAGUGAAGCGAGUCGGGAUCAUCAUCAGUUGCAUCUGGGCAGCUUGCACGGUUUCAGGCAUUCUCUUCAUCAUUUAUUCCGACAGCAGCGCUGUCAUCAUCUGCCUCAUCACCAUGUUCUUCACCAUGCUGGCUCUCAUGGCCUCCCUCUAUGUGCACAUGUUCCUGAUGGCCAGACUUCACAUUAAGAGGAUCGCGGUCCUCCCUGGCACGGGCGCCAUCCGCCAAGGGGCCAACAUGAAGGGCGCAAUCACCUUGACCAUCCUGAUUGGGGUCUUUGUUGUCUGCUGGGCCCCUUUCUUCCUCCACUUAAUAUUCUACAUCUCCUGUCCCCAGAACCCAUACUGUGUGUGCUUCAUGUCUCACUUUAACUUGUAUCUCAUACUGAUCAUGUGCAAUUCAAUCAUCGAUCCUCUCAUUUAUGCACUCCGGAGUCAAGAACUGAGGAAGACCUUCAAAGAGAUCAUCUGCUUCUACCCUCUGGGAGGGCUCUGUGAUUUCUCUAGCAGGUAUUAG
Molecule: messenger RNA, 999 nt
Organism: Lepus europaeus (European hare)
Lineage: Eukaryota; Metazoa; Chordata; Mammalia; Lagomorpha; Leporidae
Gene: MC4R
Product: melanocortin 4 receptor
Exons: 1
Coding region: 1-999 (332 amino acids)
Biological process (GO): G protein-coupled receptor signaling pathway
Cellular component (GO): membrane
Molecular function (GO): melanocyte-stimulating hormone receptor activity
Source: RefSeq, a predicted model, not a curated record